Molecule: messenger RNA, 2706 nt
Organism: Histoplasma mississippiense
Lineage: Eukaryota; Fungi; Ascomycota; Eurotiomycetes; Onygenales; Ajellomycetaceae
Exons: 3
Coding region: 1-2706 (901 amino acids)
Source: RefSeq, a predicted model, not a curated record
AUGUCACAAAAACAUCAAACUUCCCAGCCAGACCACAGCCCGUGGAGUAUCGAAGCGUACGACAAUAUGGCUGGCACAUCAUACACUUGGCCAGGGACACCAGGUGCCAGGCCUCAAAGGCCUUCCAACGGCGAUCAUCAGAUCGUUCCACACGAUAUUGCGGCAAACAGCGGCCUCGUCCAGCUGAACACUAACCCUGGCCCCUACUCCUUCAACAACCCGUCCACCUCUAACGAUGAUUCCACCAAUGGUAUGCCGGGUAUCAAAUGCCAUAGUAACGGUAGCAGGGUGGCCGCUUGUCCACAUCCCGCAAUGCCCAACAAUGUGCAUACAGAGAUGCAAGGGCUUCACCAUUUGCAGAAUAGCCAGGGUGACAUGCAGAAUCUUCCGCCCAUGUAUCCUUCAUUCGGGGUCCAACAACCGGUCAGCAACGGCAAUGGGCAUACGCACAGCAAUAACGACAUCAAUAGCAACGGCAACGGCAACGGCAACGGCUGCAAUUUUCAUGGACGAAUGCCCGACACUCAUCACAAUACAACCUGGAAUGUGCCCGGCCAAAAUAACCAGAGUACUAAUAUGGUUGCACAACAAAAUGGAACAGCUCAACUUCUUCAUGAAGGGGAUCCUGGAAUUCCUCCCCAAAUGCAAGGGAAUUAUCACAAUGAGAUGUUCCAUGCACCCAACCGCCCUGAACAGGAUAACAACAUGGUUACAUACCAGAGCGGAGAGGCUCAACGUCCCUAUGAAAAGUUUCCUGAGCUUCCUCGACAAUAUCUGUCACCGCCUCAUCCGCAUGCACAGCAUCUUCCAGUAGAAAACGGGAUAAUUAUCCCGCCCCGCCUUCAGUCCAAUGAUGUCCCACCAAUGAAUGGAGGGCAUCCUAUCCCUCCUAUCCCUAACUCGCGGGCAACAAAUGACGGCAUUGGAAACCAUCAUCUGCACCCACAUAUUGGCCAAAACUCCCCACUGUCUGAUCACCGUUUCGGGUUAUCCCUCUCUCAAAUUCAACCUAUUUGUCCUGGAGACAUGGGGACUGCACCUCGUCCACCAACCAACGACAUGUACCGAAUUGACGUUUAUCAACCUAACCAGGGAAUAUCACAGGGAAACCCAGUUACCAAAAUAGGCGCGGUUAAUACUCCUGCAUUCGAUCAACCUUCAGUCCCUUACCACAGUGCACCAACCUUCGAUCCCGCUGUCGCUAAUUUGGGUACGCCUGCAUACCAGCCAGAGGUUCACGCGGGAUCCCAAAACUCACAAUUUCCCCCCUCUGGUGCUCAUGCGCCUGGAAGGGUUUUUUCCUCUGAAACUAUGUCUCAUUCAAAUCCUUCAAAUGGCGGAUUUAUCAUGCCGCCAAAAUCGAAUGAAAUUAGCUCUGGUGUUCAGCAUCCUAACGGAAUGGGUGCCGGACCUCGACCAAAUGCAACUGAGCCCGAUUUCCACAAUGGCAAGCAAGUUAACGGUGGUGUUCAGCCGGUCAAUAAUCAAGACAUUGAAAAUACGGGAAAUACAUACACUGGCCAGCAUGCAAAUCCAAGCAAUCAUAGUUUCCUGAAUCGCGUGGCCCAUAAUCCGACCCCAGAUACAAGAGUGCCUACAGCGCAGUGGCCAGCCUCAGUUCCAGCCCCAACCAUUCCUCCAUAUCAAGACGCCCCUGUACAUAUUCUCGACGUGCACUCCGUUCAACGUCCCAAGUUUGGGAUCCCGCCAGGUCCCUAUGCGCUAACUGCGGGUGCAGGAGGUACAUUCACUUAUCCGGCUAUUUUUGGAUGUCCGGCUCCAAGCCAUCCUGCUCCGGCUAAUUGGAACGUAAACGUGAGCGGAAACGAACACACCCAUGGAAACAGACCGUCUCCAGCUCAUGCUCAAAUUCAACAACUACCCUCCAACCCACAGAAGGAGAACAGCAUGAGCUUGACUCCAUCCGUGAACGUCAACCACGAGAAUGGAAUACCUAUACAUCCGGUCAUGCCACAGGGUGGCAAUAGUGGGGCGCAUCCAGGCUCACCCGUUUUGAAAGAAUCUGGACAUCCACCCGCACCAGCUCCAACCGCAAUUGGAAUGCCUGUUCGCGUUCCCGUAGCACCAACCCAUGGUAUGGGCAUUGCUCCUAACGUGAAGGGAAUGACGAGGGAUACCAACAAUCUUCUUUUACCUCCCGACUCAUUAGACGACCUCUUAUGGCAAUUUUUUGCUGGUUGGGACAGCGCCAAGGAGGAGGAGAUGGAGGGGACUGAGGAUCCUCUAACCUCCACUUCUUCAGGGCAGAGUAUGCCAUUUCAUAGCACGCCUGAUGCCUUGGCCAGUAGAGUGGCGGCAACAAUGCAACAAGAGCAACCAGUUACUGUUUCAAUGGGUGAAAUUCAGGUUGAUAUGGAUAAGGGCUUCCGUGAGCUGAUGGAGCAGAUUGACCAUGAUAAUUUCCCAGGGCUUCUUGAGGAAACUUUGUCGCACACAGAGCCUAGUUCGAGCCGGCGCGACACAGUUCAUCCUGAUCUGGGAGAGGGGUUUUCUGAGAAUUUCGGUGAGAAGAUUGAGAGGGUCGGCCGUGUUAAUUAUAAUUUACUAAGCCUCCAUGGCAAAAAUCAGUCCUCUAUCGAUUUAAGCUCAACCCAGCAGGGCACACCAAACCUUAAACCGGACAUCCACUCCAGCGGUGGUGAGGGAAAUAAGAGGGCGGGAGACGACGGAAACGAAAAGGUUUAG